AUGGUGGCACCUCAGAACCAGGCCGGCCCCUUCGCCGGCACCAAGGGAAAGCUCAUAAUAUUAGCCUCCCUGAUCUUCACAUGGUGGAUCGCAUUUCUCCUCCCACACUACACGCCCGCGAUCCAGGCCGGCAUACAGUCGAGGCUAGACGAGGCCCGGAAGAAGCUGCCGGCCAUCAAGUUAGACUGGAAGCCUGCGGUAGACCCGCGCUCGCACUACAAUGCCUCCAAGAUCGCGCUCAUCGUCGAGCACCGCCCGAUCCCGCACCUGGUCCCCCAGAUCCUCCACAUGAUUGGCGUCAUUCCACCCGACUGGCGCAUGGUCUUUGUGGGCUCCGAGAAGAGCACCAUCAGCGUCGGCCGCUCCGUUGCCAUCAAGCACCAGCAGGUCAUUGGCAAGAUGGACAUCCUGGUUCUGCCCGAGCCCUGGCAGAUUGAUUCCAAGGAGGUGGUCCAUCGGCUCAUGACGGAUAUUCGCUUCUAUGACGAGUUCCUCCCCGGCGUCGAAUGGAUCCUCCGCUUCGAGUCGGACAGCAUCUUGUGCUCCAACUCGGAAACCAGCCUCAACGAGUGGCUCGGCUGGAGCUGGGCUGGUGCCCCACGGAGCGUUGAGGACCGUUUCGCCGGUAAUGGCGGCCUGUCCCUGCGCAAGAUGUCGGCUAUCAGACGCGUACUGGGUUUCCAGUCGCGCUUUAACGACACGGAGCCCGAGGACGAGUGGUUCGGCAAGCGUCUCUGGAUUCUUCCAGGCGAGAAGGUUGCCCAGGGCGUCGACGGGGCGCUCGCAAUGGAGGACGUCUACAUCGAGAACCCCAUGGGUUUCCACAUUCGAAAUGGAGGAACUGAACUGAAGGAUGCGAUAUGGAAGAACAAAGAGCAGCGUAAAAAGCUGUUCAACUACUGCCCCGAGUUGGCCCUCAUCAUGGACAUGAAGCUCGAGCGCCAGCGCUGCAAGGGCGACAACGGCGAGUCCAACCUCAGCCAAGCGCAACUAGACGCCGCCAAGCAAAGGGAAGAAGACGAGAAGCGGAAGCACGAGGAGGAGGAGCGGAGGAAACAAGAUGAGAAGGAGAACAAGAAGAAGCAGGAGGAGGAACAGAGGAAAGCAGCCGAAGCCAAGAAGGCGGCAGAGGACAAGGCGGCCGAGGAGAAAAAGAAGGCUGAGCAGCAGUAG
Molecule: messenger RNA, 1173 nt
Organism: Gaeumannomyces tritici R3-111a-1
Lineage: Eukaryota; Fungi; Ascomycota; Sordariomycetes; Magnaporthales; Magnaporthaceae
Exons: 3
Coding region: 1-1173 (390 amino acids)
Source: RefSeq, a predicted model, not a curated record